AUGGCAAUAAAGAAAAGAUCGCCUUUGAUUCCUACCGGCUUGUUACUGUUAUACGUCGGGGUGUUGUCAGCACAGACUUUUCCGGUAGAGAAGAUUGCGGUUGGCGCUAUUUUUGAUCAAAAUACCGAGGAAAUACAAAAUGUCUUCAAAUACGCGAUGACGGUACAUAACCAGAACAUUAGCAGCAGGCGCUUGGAGCUCCAGGCUUACGUCGAUGUCAUUAAUACCGCUGAUGCAUUCAAGUUGUCACGGCUCAUUUGCAACCAGUUCGCCCGAGGCGUGUUUGCUAUGCUAGGCGCAGUAACACCUGAAGCUUUUGAUACGCUUCAUUCAUACACAAACACUUUCCAAAUGCCUUUCGUCACACCGUGGUUUCCAGAGAAGGUUAUACCACCAUCUUCGGGACUUAUCGAUCACGCCGUGAGUAUGAGGCCAGAUUACCACAAGGCAAUAGUCGACACUAUUUUGUACUACGGAUGGAAGGAAAUAAUUUACAUGUAUGACUCACAUGACGGUUUGCUACGCCUACAACAGCUUUACCAGACCAUGCAGCCGGGACGGACAACGUUUCGAAUCUCGCUUGUGAAACGCAUUAAUAACGCGUCAGACGCCAUGGAAUUUCUUUUGGCUCUGGAACAGUACGACCGAUGGAGCAGUAAACGCAUAGUGCUUGAUUGUAACGCUAAAAACGCGAAAAGCAUUUUGGUGGAGCACGUCCGGAAAGUACAACUAGGUCGCAGGACAUAUCACUACAUGCUCAGUGGACUGGUAAUGGAUGAUCAUUGGGAGAAUGAAGUAACUGAGUACGGAGCUGUAAAUAUCACAGGCUUUCGAAUUGUAGAUCACUCUCGAAAGGUUGUUCGCGAUUUUAUGGAUGGAUUACGCAGGAUGGACCCACGUUUUAAGGGAACCAUAUCGGCACAAACUGCGCUAAUGUACGAUGGGGUACAAGUAUUGAUGGACGCUCUUGGAAGACUAAUGAGGAAAAAGCCCGAUGCCUUUAGAAGUGCUCUACGUCGGGCAGCUGCUCAAGCGAACUCCACCAAAGUAAUUGAUUGCAAUCCUGGAAAAAGCUGGGUAAUACCGUUCGAACAUGGUGAUAAAAUUACAAGGUUGAUAAAGAAAACGGACAUUGAAGGCCUGACAGGUAAUAUCUCAUUUAAUGAAGAAGGUCACAGAUACAAUUUCACAUUGCAAGUUGUGGAGAUGACUGUUGAAAGCGCCAUGAUUCAGGUCGCUACAUGGACAGACAAACAAGGUCUUACAUUAGUAUCACCGAAAUAUAUUCAACUUCAUUCACCAUCAUCCUUGGAUCCGAAUAAAACAUACAUCGUUACAACAAUACUCCAAGAGCCGUAUAUGAUGCUGAAACCUGUAGAAUACGGCCGAAAAGAAGACCAGUUUCAAGGAUUCUGCAAAGACCUUUUUGAUUUAAUUGCCAAAAACCUGAAAAUAAAAUACGAAAUUCGACUGGCGAAAGAAAAUAGAAUCGGCAGCGGCGAGAAUCCUGAUGCCUGGUCAGGUUUAGUGAGCGAAAUUGUCAAAAAGGAAGCGGAUUUGGCGGUGGCUGCUUUAGCUGUUACAUCUGAAAGGGAGCGACUGGUAGACUUUAGUGAACCAUUUAUUUCUAUCGACAAUCCGGUUAUGUAUGCAAGAACACCAAAGCUAUUAGCAGAUACAUUCAGUUUUCUAAGGCCAUUAUCAAAAGAAAUUUGGUUAUGUAUUCUCUUCAGUUUCUUCGCCGUGAGCAUAGUUCUUUUCUUGGUAUCGAGGUUCUCCCCUCACGAAUGGCGUUCAAUAUCAAUUUCGGAUACACAUAUUGAACAACCUAUAACUAGCACAAACGAGAUAAUACUACACAACGAAUUCAGCAUUUGGAAUUCAUUCUGGUUCUCACUUGGAUCGUUUAUGCAACAAGGCAGCGACGUGGUACCAAGAUCACUAUCAGGAAGAAUAGUUGGCACAGUUUGGUGGUUCUUCGCUCUCAUCCUAGUAUGUUCAUACACUGCUAAUCUCGCUGCUUACCUCAUAGUGGAACGCAUAGCGGAGCCAGCCCACUCCCUUCAACAUUCACCGCGAUUCCAUACCGAAGAUCCUGCUACAUCAAUCUACAAUUUAUUGAAUGAUCCUGAAUUAGUACCUAAGGAUGCUUCCCUGAAAAAUCAGUUUACAAGUGAUAAAAAUAAUCAAGGCUGCAAUACGAUAUCACGCGUUUGCAGAUAUAGGCAUAUUAAUUUUGCUAUUGCCAUGACUAAAGGAUCGCCUUUGAGAGAGGGUAUUAACAUUGCAAUUGUGAAUUUGAAGAAAGAAGGCGUUAUAUCGCAACUGUGGCAAAAAUGGAUUUCUAUUAACAAUAAACCCGACUGCGAAAUGAUAAAAGAUGAGGAGACUACUAUUACAGAAAUGACCCUAAGUCAAGUAGCAGGAAUAUUCUAUGUACUUGUUGCCGGAUUAGUCCUUGCCUUGACGGUUGCGUUAUUCGAAUUCUGCCAACAUGGUCGCGCAGAAGCGGCAAGAGCGAAUGUGCCUCUGCGCGCUGCUCUCAGAGCCAAGGCAAAAUUUGCAUCUCGUUCAGAGCAUAAAACACCUCCUCAACGUACACCUCAACGUGAUCUUGACCGUCUUGGAUGGAAUGGAACUGCUUUUGCUGGGUAUUUUGCGGCUGGCACCCAGAUUUCUCAAGAUGACACUGUACAUGCCAGCUUUACUCAUGUCUGA
This is a messenger RNA of Parnassius apollo (apollo), 2718 nucleotides long. The record is from the annotation of a GenBank genome assembly. NCBI's taxonomy places the organism in Eukaryota, Metazoa, Arthropoda, Insecta, Lepidoptera, Papilionidae.